AUGACUGGGGUAUUUAAUAUUUUUGUUUCUACCGUGCUUUACUUGAAGCGACAUAUUGGAGGAAAAAACAAUCAAGACCAACAUGAAGAUGUAACCCUUCAACAACAAAGUCCUAUACCUUUCUCCGUAAUAAUUGAAGACCCAGAAGAAGAGCCAAUAAGGGAGGACCCAGCAGAAGCUGUCUACUAUAACAAUUUAUCAGCAGCCAAUAAUAUAGAUGUCAAAGAUUUGUUGUUGGUCAUAGAAGAAAAAGAACAGAAAGAAAAUGCUGGUUUUACCAAGGAAUUUAAGGAACAACCAUAUGGGGAGAGGUUUGACUGUACCACAGCGAAAUUAGAAGAAAACAUUCCAAGAAACAGAUUCAAAACAACUUUUCCAUAUAAUCACUCGAGAGUGGUGCUACAAAUUGAUGACGAAUUCAGUUCCGAUUACAUAAAUGCAAAUUACGUAGAGAAUAUGGAAGGUACAAGGGCAUAUAUUGCUUCUCAAGGACCGAAAGAAAAGAUUUUGAUUGACCAGUGGAGGAUGAUUUGGCAAGAGAAAGUGGAUUACAUUGUAAUGUUGACAAAUCUUAUAGAGGGUCGCAAGGUUAAAUGUCACCAAUACUGGCCGGAUGAAAAUGACAAAUUAGAGAUUGGAUCAUUUACAAUACAUUUGAUAGAAGAGAAAAAAUACGCCUACUUUAUAAAAAGAACAAUGUCACUCGAGAAAAGAGACGUAACGAAAUCACGGACAGUUGUUCAGUUUCACUACACCAGAUGGCCUGACCAUGGAACUCCCAAUCCUUUGAACCUUACUAUUUUCCAUGAACAUUUUAAACAUUAUUCCUUCAACUCAAACAAUCCUGUCCUUGUCCAUUGCAGUGCAGGUGUUGGUAGAACAGGCACCUUUAUUGCUCUCGAUGCAUUAGACAAAUAUGGUAGAAAGACGGGAAAGGUGAAUGUCAUAGAAUUUGUCAGGGCAAUGAGGAAAAACAGAAUGUCCAUGAUUCAGAACAUUGAUCAAUAUAUUUUUCUGUAUCAUGCACUUUACCAGACCUUCAGGAGGAAAAGUAUGUUCAUUCGGCGACUUGAUUUCGCAAGGAAAUUUUCACAAACUGAUAAACGAGAGACGAGAAAACAAAUAACCGAUGAAUUUAACGAUUUAACUAAGCUGAAACCAAAAUAUGACGCCAGUGACUACAGAAGUGGAAAGAAGUAUCUGAAUAUGAACGCUGUAAAAACGGUUUUGCCCGUUGAACGCUUCAUCGUUUAUUUGUCUUCAUCAUUGAGAGGAAGGGAACCUUACUACAACGCAUUAUCAUUGUCGUCAUUUACUAGUGCAGAGGAGUUUAUUUCUGCGCAACAUCCAGUGAAUGGAGCUGGAGUUGACCUUCUUCACCUAUUGAUAGAUCAAGCAUCCCCGUUCUUGAUUUCGAUGAAUCCUGUUGAGAAUAUCAUUGAGGUCAGAAACUGGUUCAAUGACAGUGAGAAAAACACAAUUGUAGGGCCAUUUGGAAUAACAAAAGUUGAGCAAAAAGUAUUUACGGACGGUGUACGGAAAACCAUUAUCAAAGUGCAAAGAAAGCAGGAAAAAGAAAGUCACGUUAUCCAAAUUUUUGAAUGUCUUGAUUGGAAUGCGACUGAUAUUUUACCAGAGAGGUGUUCAGCUCUCAUAGAAUUAGUGAAGCAGUUUUGCUUAGAUAGAAGGAGGAAUCCAGAGGGUCAAAUAACCAUUUUAUCACGGGAUGGUGCGACCUGCUGUGGAGUAUUUAUUGCUGUAUAUAACGCCAUAGAACAGCUACAACAGGACGAGGAGGUGGACAUAUUUACCAUAGUACAGCAGAUACAGUGUAGAAGACCGGAAAUGAUAUCUACAAAGGAAGAAUACGAGUUUUGUUACAAGGCUGUUUGUGCAUUCUUGGAAACCGAAAAUAUUUAUGCCAACACCUCUAAUUGAGACAUAACGUAUACCGCAAAUAUACUUACUUAUGUAGUGUAUUCAAAUAUAUAGAUCUUUGUACAUGUUCAUUGACGGAAUGUUUCAUGGUUGCAAAUGCAUUGCAAUGAAUAUAUCUCGGUUAUCUUUCAGCGAUUUCUUAGCAAGAAUUCGGUUGUUUUUAACACCUUUGAUAUGUUGUUCAGAUGUAUUUGGUGAUACUUUUUGUUUGAAAAUCAAUGAUUUACUAUAAUUUUAUUGUAAUUGUGAGAUAUACAAACCACC
This is a messenger RNA of Saccostrea cuccullata (small rock oyster), 2202 nucleotides long. RefSeq names its product receptor-type tyrosine-protein phosphatase kappa-like. Gene Ontology annotation, molecular function: protein tyrosine phosphatase activity. The record is from RefSeq and is a predicted model, not a curated record. The transcript has 18 exons. Bases 1 to 1938 code for a protein of 645 amino acids. Gene Ontology annotation, biological process: protein dephosphorylation. Lineage: Eukaryota; Metazoa; Mollusca; Bivalvia; Ostreida; Ostreidae.